Messenger RNA from Ixodes scapularis (black-legged tick), 900 nucleotides. Its product is annotated as vascular non-inflammatory molecule 2. The record is from RefSeq and is a predicted model, not a curated record. NCBI's taxonomy places the organism in Eukaryota, Metazoa, Arthropoda, Arachnida, Ixodida, Ixodidae. The transcript is spliced from 4 exons. Bases 1 to 900 code for a protein of 299 amino acids.
AUGACAUGUUGGGAUCUUCGUCUAUUACUCACCGGCCUCUUGACUGCGGGCACGUGCUGCGCCUUCAAAGCAGCAGUUUACGAACACGUCUUGUUGGGCGACCCAGCUAACGAAUCCUUCGAAGCACUCGUCGCGAAGAAUUUGGACAGCUAUGUCCAGGCCGUACGAGCAGCGGCCGCUCAGGGAUGCGACAUCAUCGUGUUUCCCGAGAAGGGCCUCAUGCUUGGUCUGGACGACCGCCAGAAAUUGUCUAUGCACGCCGAAGACAUACCGGAUGUCGGAGCGUCGCCGUGUCUCGAAGGCGGGGACCUCGCCCCUGUCCUGGCAGCCCUGAGCUGCCUGGCGAGGGACAACCGCAUCUACGUCGUGGCCAACGUGUACGACCACAAGCCCUGCCCGACCGGAAGGACCUCGUGUCCACCCGACGGAGUCCUCUUCUACAACACAAACGUGGCCUUCGGCCGCGACGGAACCCUGGUGUCCAGGUACCACAAGAAUCACCUGUUUCGUGAGGUUCUGCUGGAUACUCCGGAGCCCUUCGAGGAGGCCGUGUUCGAGACGGACUUUGGCGCCCGUGUGGGCAUGUUCAUCUGCUUCGACGUUUUAUUCCCAGAAGCCGCUCAGCUGGUGGCGCGACACAACAUCACCCUGGCGGUGAUGAGCACAUUCUGGUACGAUACUUUGCCCGGAAUCUAUUCGGUUGCCGUCCAGCAAGCCUGGUCCCUGGUGCACGGAGUGCCGCUCCUCGCGGCAGGGGUUCAGAGGCCUCUGACCGGAACAUUAGGCAGCGGCAUCUACGCGGGCGGAAGGGGCCCGCUCAUUUACAGCUACAGUCCGGACAACCGGUCGAAGCUUCUGAUUGCGAACACGGAAGCUGCGGCGCCCGAAAACCCCAGGUGA